Molecule: messenger RNA, 6049 nt
Organism: Stegostoma tigrinum
Lineage: Eukaryota; Metazoa; Chordata; Chondrichthyes; Orectolobiformes; Stegostomatidae
Gene: xpnpep2
Product: X-prolyl aminopeptidase (aminopeptidase P) 2, membrane-bound
Exons: 22
Coding region: 306-2372 (688 amino acids)
Molecular function (GO): metalloaminopeptidase activity
Source: RefSeq, a predicted model, not a curated record
AAUCUAAAAAUAGGAGCAAGAGUGGGCAAUGCUUGACAUUUAAAAUGAUCAGGGCUGAUUUUCUUCUACAAUUUCACCUUUCCACGUAAUUUCCAAAUCUCUUCGUUUCCUCUAUUUGCCAACAUUCUGUCAUUUCUAUCUUAAAUAUAUGCAACAACUAAAUAUUCACAGUUCUGUGGAGUACAGAAUACCAAAGAAACAAACUGUUUUGCUUAAAACAAUUAACUACCAGACUUAAUAUUUUAAAUAUUGUAAGUUGGCUAUGCUGAACACACAGCAACACAUAGCAAACUCACACGUAGACCAUGAGACUUACCUGUACUCUCAUCUGGACAUGGCUGUUCACGCUAGAAGCGACUUUUACUAUUCUAGGAUUGCUCCAGCUGGCAAGCUGUCAGCCUUUAAUAUCGAAUAAACGUGAUGCAGGUCGUGUGAAAGAUUGUGGAUGUGUCCCUCCAUGUCUGCCUCCCACAGUCACGAACACGUCACAGCGCCUAAAUGCCCUCCGAUCAUUGAUGGAGUCACUCAAUGUCAGUGUCUACGUGAUUCCUGCCACAGACCCCCAUUUGAGUGAGUACAUCGCCCCACAGGAUCAGAGAAGGGCCUGGAUUACAGGGUUCACAGGAACAGCAGGUACCGCAGUAGUCAGUAAGAUGAAGGCUACACUCUGGACUGAUGGACGCUACUGGCUUCAAGCUGAACGUCAAAUGGAUUGCAACUGGGAGCUCAACAAAGGGGAAACAACAAUUGUAAACUGGAUUUUGAAUGAAACAAAGGAAGGAGAUAUAGUCGCGGCUGACCCUUUCGUCUUUUCCAUUGUGGAGUGGGAAAGUUACAAAAAGCCAUUGCUUCAAGGCAAACGACAAUUUGUUGCUGAAGAAAAAAAUUUAGUGGAUAUUAUCUGGGGCACAGACCGCCCACCAAACCCUACCGAUGAUAUUUUCAAAGUGCCAGAUCAAUUCUAUGAAAGAACAUGGCAAAUGAAGGUAAUAGAAAUCCGUGCACAGAUGAAACAAAACGCUUACCGGCCAACUGCAUUGUUGAUCUCUGCACUGGAUGAAACUGCAUGGCUGUUCAACCUGCGAGGGGAUGAUAUUCCAUACAAUCCAUUUUUCAAGUCUUACACGCUGUUGGCUGAAAAUUUCAUCAGGUUAUUUGUGAAUGAAUCACGACUGCCUCAACACAUUAGGGACUAUUUGAAUACAUCUUGUACAACAGACAUGUGUGUUCAGCUGAAGCCCUACGCCGAUAUCCGACAAAACCUGCAGGAAUAUGCUAAAGGAAAUGUCAAAAUCUGGAUUGGUCAGGAAUACACAACCUAUGGUGUCUAUGAAGUCAUUCCUGAGUCAAAAUUGCUUAUUCAUAGAUACUCCCCAGUGCAACUCACCAAGGCUGUUAAAGACACCACAGAACAGAAAGGACUGAAAGCAGCACAUGUGCGUGAUGCAAUUGCUGUCAUACGCUAUUUUGUAUGGCUGGAAAAAAAUGUGCCAAAAGGAACUGUGACGGAACUGUCAGGUGCAGACAAUGUCAACAAGUUACGCAGGGAGCAAAAGCAUUCCAAGGGCAUCAGCUUUGAGACGAUUUCUGCCAGUGGUUUGAAUGCGGCCCUUGCUCACUACAGUCCCAACAAUGAAACCAACAGGAAGCUAAGUAUAGAUGAGAUGUACCUGAUAGAUUCUGGAGGACAAUACUUGGAUGGGACAACUGAUAUUACCCGCACAUUACACUGGGGAACCCCAACCGAUUUUCAGAAGGAAGCUUACACUCGAGUGCUGAUGGGAAACAUUGACCUGGCUCGAUCAGUCUUCCCCACAAACACAAUUGGAGAUGAGCUUGACGUAUGGGCUCGACAUGCUUUGUGGGAGGCAGGACUAAACUACAUGCAUGGAACUGGACAUGGAAUCGGCACCUUCCUCAGUGUUCAUGAAUGGCCAGUCGGCAUUGGAAGCCCUCAUACUUGCCAACUUCAGGAGGGGAUGUUUACAUCUAUUGAGCCUGGUUUUUAUCAAGAUAAUGAAUUUGGAAUUCGCAUCGAAGAUGUUUCUGUGGUAGUAAAGGCAAAAACUAAGCACACAUUUGGAGGUGUUCCCUACCUGACUUUUGAACAUAUUUCUCUUGUCCCAUAUGAACGAAAACUGAUCAAUGUAUCCAUCAUGAACAAGGAACAGAUUGACUGGCUUAACAAAUAUUAUGAGAGGAUUUGGAACACUGUGUCACCUGAACUGCAAGCACAAAAUUUGCUAGAAGAGUAUGAUUGGCUUCGGAAACACACGCAGCUGUUUUCACACAGUGUCAUCGUAAAAUACUCACUUAUCAGUCUGGCUGGGGCCCUGCUGGGAAGCUUUCUGUCACAAGCAUGGAUUCUGUAAAAAUAUCCAAAAUGCUUGGACCUGAUCUUUUUCACAAUUUACUUACAAGAUGCUUCCUUUAAAGAAAAUAGAACAUAGAUCGGUACAGCACAGGGACAGACCUUUCAGCUCACUGUUCAAGUGUCUGUCUAAAUGCCUCUUAAACAUUGUUAUCAUUUCUGCUUCUACCAUCUCCUCUGGCAGCACAUUCCAGUGCAUCUGUCAACCUCUGUGUAAAUACAUUGCCUUGCACAUCUCCUUUAAACUUUCCCCCUCUCACCUUAAACAUGUGGCCCCUGAUAUUUGACAUUUCUACCCCAGGAAAAAGACUCCAACUAUCCACCUUAUACAAAAGCAACCUAAAUCUAUCCAAUCUCUCCGUAUAGAUAAUGAACCCCAAUCCAGGCAUCAUCCCAGUAAACCUCUUCUGCACCUUCUCCAAAGGUUCCUCAUCUUUCCUACAGUGUGGCAAUCAGAACUGCACACAAUACUCUGAAUGUGGCCCAACCAAAGUUUUAUACAGCUGCAAAAUGUCUUGCCAAGCAAUGAAGGCAAGUUUGCCAUAUGUCUCUAUACCACCUUAUCAAAUUGUGUUGGUAAUUUCAGGGAAUAAUGGACUUGAACUCCAAGACCCUUCUGUAUAUCCAUGCUCCUAAGUGUCCUGCCAUUUACUAUAUACUUUGCUCUUGCACUUGACUCCCAAAAUGCAUCAUCUCACACUUGUCCAGAUUAAAUUCCCCGUCCCAUUUCUCAGCCCACUUGCCAACUGGUCUAUACCCUGCUGUAUCCUUUAACAAUCUUCUUCACUGUCCACAACUCCAUUAAUUUUUUGAGUCAUCUGCAAACUUACUGAUCAGACCAUCCACAUUUUCAUCCUAAGAAUUUAUAUAAAUCACAAUCAACAGAAAUUCUAGCACUGAUCCUUGCAGAACACAGCUGGUCAUAGAUCUCCAGUCAGAAAAAUAAUCCUGCAAAACUCCGCCAACCCAAUUUUGAAUCCAAUUUACCAACUCACCGUGGAUCCCAUGUAACGCAAACAUCUAGACCAGCGUACCAUGAGAGACCUUAUCAAAUGCUUUAGUAAAGUCUGUGCAGACAACAUUCACUGCCCUAACUUUAUCAAACAUCUUUGCCACUUACUUAAAAAGUUUGAUAAAAUUUGUGAGACAAGACUUUCCCUGCAAAAAGCCAUGGUGACUGUCCCUAACGAGUCCAUUCUUUUCGAAAUGCGAAUAAAAACCCAGGCAAAGUCAAGUGGAAGAAAAGUUUGAGUCACUUUUAAUAUAAAUUACAAUCCCACGUGUCCAAUAAGAAUGCAUAAUGUGUCUAUUACCUACGUUAUAGCAAAUGGCAUCAUUUGCCUCCAAGUAAAUCUGACAUGUUUAAUUCUCCCAACCCCUGCUCCAGCUAUGUAAGUUACCAGUUUCUUGGAACAAUUCCCUCGUUUCAGAAUGACCUGAAUACCUUUUCUGUAUAUGGACAAGCAGGAAAUGUUGCUGCAUCUGAGGAUACAGCCUUUCUCUGCUAUAACAUGAGUGGAACAUUUCCCAUAGAUGAAAUUUUGCUGUGAAUGUCUCUGAAUAAAUAUGAUUAAUAUUUGACUUAAAAUGAUGCUGGCAGAAAUGUGAUUUUAAGGGAUCAAACCAAAAUAGCACUUGUGGGAAAAUGUCUUUUCUGUGCUUAUUUGGCACAAAUAUCUCCAUUUCUGAGCCAAAGAGCUUUGACUUUGAGGUUAUGAUUGAACUGGCAACAUCUAAAGUUUAUUGCUGCCAUUAUGUUUUAUGUGCGUCCCACACAUGAUUUACAUCAUCACAGAACUCAAAGUAUGAGGACACUCGAGAUUGUGGUUCUCCAUGGAGAGGGAUAAUUAGGAAUGAAGUAAUCAAUGUCUUUAGCCAGCUAAAGAAUAGAUGCAUGCAGAAGUAUUUGAAAGAAAUAUUUUUGUUACCCUGCUUUCUCCUUGGUACUCAAUCUUGUAGUAUUUUUCACAGGUGACUCAAGAAAGAAAGGAAGAAAUAUACAGCAAACAAAGCACAUUUGAUCUUAUACAGUUCAGUUUCCUCAGAUUAGCUUGCCUUGCUAUUAACGUUCUCACACCAAUCAAUAUCCCAAAUUCAAAUUUACGUACAAGCUCUUUAUUUAUUUAGCUUACACAGUCAACCAUGGUACACAAUGACAGGAGCUGGAGUUAAUUUCUGUGUUCCCUAUCCCGGGUGCGACCUUUUGAGGGGACUAAUUAGGCUUAAAAUCUGCAAUGAACAUUUUCAAUCAGUUUAAUCCCGUGAAUUUAGCAAAAUUCAUUCUGAAGUUAUGGAGGAUAAUGAACUUCUGCCAUAACCCACUUCUGAGGAAACCUUGCCACAAUGGAAACUCAAGGUCGUUGUCUUCUUGAUACGUGCCCACGUUAUUUGGAAAGGAACAAGGAAACUACAAUUAACCAAAACAACAAGGAUGUUUCUGCCCUGCGCACUCUACUCCCGCCAGAAAGUAUGUUUUCAGGAUAGGAGUUCAGCUGGAGAAUGCCAUAUAUACUUAAUGUUUAGCCAGUCUCCAUCCCACUCACCUCUAACCUGUUCCCCAUUUUGUUGCUGCAGGCUUAUUUGUUUGCAAGGUGACAUGCAUUUAGACCUAUUGAAACCCUUAACUACUUACAUAAGUGCCUCAAUCUGCCUCCACUGCUCAUAAGAAAUAGUAGACUGCCAGAGUGUGAAAGUCAUGUUUCUACAAAGAUCUUCUAUGCAAAGGUGGCAAGGAAAGGGGAGCACGAUAGUCAGGGUUGACCUGUGUACUCCAGGGGCACUCUCCUCAAGAUGUAACCUCCUUUUGCUCCUCCCCAACCUUUGUCCCCUGCUCUAAGCUUUCUGAUUUCUUGCCACUCUAAAAGCCUAGGACUUUCCUGUCUCUGUUUGCCAUAGUCCUGCUCCUGGGCCAUUUUCAGUGCUGCUAGUACUAUUAGAAAUGUCAACCGAUCAGGGUGGAACCUCCUGUCCAUUAUGGUGUGGAAUUCUUCCCUGGGCCCUGUGUAAGCUGAUCCAGUUUGUUACUAUUGUGGGCCAGGCUUUCUAAAUGCUAUCUUCUUCUAGAUGUGAGCACCUUCUCCCCCUCUAUAAAAUGCAGUUGCAAAUUUUCCAUUGUUGCUCCAGAAAAUCUCACUUUUACUCCUAACUCACCAACUUGCUAUUCAGAGUCUUCUUUAUUUUGAAAGAUGAGCAUGGGAAAUAGUAAAGGAUAUCUUUCAGCUGUUCACUUCUCACUCUUUAUAUUUUUAAAUGUUAAAGUGUACAUUAAAAUAAACUGAAAUCAUUGGAUUGCCAGGAAUAUUAACCAGAACUGUGUCUAGGUUUUUGUUCACAUACUGUGCUCAAACCAAGCACCAUCAACACCAUGCUUUGUGGUCUACUUAUGUGCAUUGGUAGACAAUUCCUUGAUUUUAAAAUUCUGAUUUUCGGUGUCUGCUUAUUUUUGUCAGUGUAAAAUUUUGUUUCAUUUCUCUCUUGUGAAGUUCCUUGGGAUGUUUUACUCUGUUAAGUGCUUUAUUUAUAAGAAAUGUAAAUAUAUCUAUAUACACACAAAAGCUGUUGUUCCUCAAAGAUUGAAGAGCUAAGGUUUCAUUUUGUUUUAAUCUCUGUGAGAACAGGACUUAGACUUGUAUCACUGUGAGAAAGAGGGCAAUGUCAGUGUUAUAAAAAUAUGCAAUG